Molecule: messenger RNA, 1846 nt
Organism: Macrobrachium nipponense
Lineage: Eukaryota; Metazoa; Arthropoda; Malacostraca; Decapoda; Palaemonidae
Exons: 6
Coding region: 88-1155 (355 amino acids)
Molecular function (GO): 2-oxoglutarate-dependent dioxygenase activity
Source: RefSeq, a predicted model, not a curated record
AGUGGCUCGGGUCACCGUUGUUGAAAGUCUGGGCGCCGAGCAGUGCAGAGCAGAGAGCCAGCACUCAGCCAGCCAGUGGUUGUCGAGAUGUGUUCGAAAGGGGACCCUGUAGCACAGCUCUUGGCGAGCUUCGAAAAGCGUGGGAUUAAUCCGGCGUUGCUCGCUAAGCUCCCAGCCUAUCAACAGAUCGUCCAAAAACGAGCGACCCUGUUGCAGCAGAGGGAGUUCGUGAAACUGGUGAAGAGCGAGGAUGCUGACAGUGAUGAAAUAGAAGUGUUAGAUAAGGGAUUCGUGAGUUCGCGUUGUGUCCUGUACAGUUUAAUCAUCGGUGUCGUGGCCGUGAUUCUGGGGUUAAUACUUCAGUACGAAUUGCACACGCAGCAUGGAUUUACGAGAGUGUGGCUGCGCUGGGAGAACAUCGAUCUACAUGUUGAGCAAUGCACAAUCGACAUGCCACCAGCCGUGCAAGACCUCUUCAGACCGCCUGUGGAUUGCGGCAUGUGUCGAGAUGUCACCCACGUGGAGAAAAUACACAGUGUUUCUCCAGCCUUCUUCGAAGAAAGAUACGCCUACAGCGGCAGACCAGUGGUGGUGACUGACGGACAGCAGAACUGGUCGGCGAGGAACACGUUCUCCUUCGCCUUCUUCAAGUCGAUCUACUCCGAAGACUCUCCCGUGCUGGAGAACUUCGAGCGAACCUGCCAGUUCUUCCCGUAUCAGACGGAAUUCCGCAACCUCAGACAGGUCUUCAACAUGUCCGAGGCGAGAGCUAAUAUGCACGGAGAUCCAUGGUAUAUUGGUUGGAGUAACUGCGACUCCUCGGCAGCGAAUAUUCUUCGGCGCCACUACGAGCGACCCUACUUCCUUCCCCAGUCCGCUGAAUCUUCGAAGACGGAUUGGAUCUUUAUGGGCUCUCCUGGAUACGGAGCUCACCUUCACGUUGACCACGUCGGCAACCCUUCUUGGCAAGCCCAGAUCAAGGGAAGAAAAUUAUGGACUCUAGUUCCACCUCCAGAGUGUUACUACCAGUGUGUCCCACUGGAGGUGCAGGUCAAUCCUGGAGAAAUAAUUGUAUUAGACACAAACAUCUGGUACCACAAAACGCUCAUCGUUUCCGAGGACCUGAGCGUUACCAUUGGAUCAGAAUAUGAUUAGUGGUAGACGAGCGCAACGAACGGUUCCUGUCAGCCAAGUUGAGCUACGCAAGUGAUGGUGAUAUUUCUCGCUCGAGAAACUAGCAUUUACGUUGUGGUUGUAACUUUAUAACCGCUUCACAUUCUCUUAGUUGUUUUUUUUAUUAUUAUUAUUACUAUUAUUAUUGUUUUUAUGUUUGCUUUCUCCUUGAAGCUGAAAGCUCGGGCAUGGAUAAGAAUGUGUCGAUAAUCCUAGUGGUAGUGUUCAUAUCAUUAAAUUAGUCAGUCAGUCACUGGACGUUAGAGUUGCCAAACCGAAUCCGAAAGGAAAUAUUCCAUAAAGAAAAUAUUUUUCUAUGUGUACAGAAGAAAAUAAUGUAUGUUUCAAGGGCGAAUAUUAUCAUGAAUAUUUUAGUUUUCACGAGGUAUUUCGAAGGAAUUGAUCAUAAUUACCCUUGACGAUUAUAAUAUAAAAUGAAUCUAGUAAUACUAAAAAGUAUUGAUUCUUCACUCUUUCAAAACUGCGAAGCUUAUGCUAAAAUUUUAAAAGGUUUAUGUGUCUAGCAGUUAAAUUACUUAUUAUUUUCAUAUUAUAUAAGGAUUAUUUAUAUGCCUUUAGUUUAGGUGGUCCGUGCAAAAUCCAGUUCUACAUCCAGUAAAAUUUACAACUCAUCCCAUAUAUUAGUGAUCAUUAAAUACAUAUAUAUAUAUAU